Molecule: messenger RNA, 835 nt
Organism: Hordeum vulgare subsp. vulgare (domesticated barley)
Lineage: Eukaryota; Viridiplantae; Streptophyta; Magnoliopsida; Poales; Poaceae
Product: two-component response regulator ORR42-like
Exons: 3
Coding region: 16-579 (187 amino acids)
Biological process (GO): phosphorelay signal transduction system
Source: RefSeq, a predicted model, not a curated record
GAAGAUUGGCUGGCCAUGGGUAAUGUCUCCCCUUCACGCCUCUAUAAAUACCACGACAUAAUCGGGGUACAAGGCAGACCACUACGAGACAGUCAAGCAGCAAGAGCGGAAGGAUCUCCAUUCUCCUCGUCCUCGUCGUCCUCCAUCGCCUCCACCUUAUCCUCCAUUCUGAUCAUGGCAUCCAAGGCCCAAGGAUCCUCCUCCAUGAAGGUACUAAUUGUUGAGGAUGAUGCAGUUCAAAGGAUGGUCCUAUCUAACAUGUUGCGCAAAUUUCAAUGUGAGAUUACGAUGGCCAUGAAUGGGAAAGAAGCAGUUGACCUAUUCCUAGAGGGGAACAAGUUUGACAUUAUUUUUUGUGAUAAGGACAUGCCCAUCAUGACUGGUCCUGAGGCAGUUGUAAAGAUCCGUGCUAUGGGGGAAACAGGUGUGAAGAUUGUUGGGAUGUCAGCUGAUGACCAUGCCAUGGAGGUGUUCAUAAGUGCUGGUGCUAAUGUGUAUGUGCCCAAACCAAUGAAGGUUGAGGCUCUCAAGUGUAUAAUCCAGGAGGUCAUCAGCAAGAAUAUGAACACUAUGGUCUAGCACAAUCCAACUAGCUUGAGCGAUGGAAGAAUUUGUUUUGCUCAUUGAUCCAUGUUUUAUUAUGUAUGCAUUGUCAUGUCAUUCAGUAUCAUUAUGUUGUUUAAUUUUGAGAUGUUAAUGUUAAAAGUCAUUUGUUGUAAGCAAUAAGAGCAUGAAAGACUACCCUUAUUUAAUCGCAUUCAUAUAUUGCUUGAUUAGCACAAUUAUGAAUACACCGCAAGCCCGUAAUGUAAUACAUAGCAUGCAUAUUUCUCCA